Messenger RNA from Caenorhabditis remanei, 1656 nucleotides. RefSeq lists its product as uncharacterized. The record is from RefSeq and is a predicted model, not a curated record. Lineage: Eukaryota; Metazoa; Nematoda; Chromadorea; Rhabditida; Rhabditidae. The transcript has 7 exons. Bases 1 to 1656 code for a protein of 551 amino acids.
AUGGUGGCAAUUCACUCCGUAUCAAGUCCCAAUGACGACGCAACCAAAUUCAAUUCAUCCCAUUAUUUCCAGAUCCGCUCGUUACUCAUGCGCUACUUCAUCCUGCCCGUCCUGGUGCUCCUCCCCCUUCUAUGCGUCACCUACAUGUUCCCAUCAAUGGGUUACUGUAGGCAGUUGGGCCCUCCGUUUCCAUUUGGCUCUAUUGAUAUCUUUCACACUGGAGGCUUGUUGGGGAUCCGCACCACCACUGUUCGUCUCACCCUCUCAUUUUCGUGUUGGACACUCUCGGCUAUUCUUUCCAGUGUAAUGUAUUUCAAGCUCCGAACAGGUCUUAUGCAUAAAGCAUCGAGCCACACGAGAAAACUAGCGAAACGAGCGGAACUCUCGAUAUCCGUCACCCUGAUUUCAGCUAUCGCUCCUCUUAUAACCAACACGAUAGUAUCGGUGACAGCUAUCUGGACACCUGAUAUCAUGUACUACUUCACUUUACUCCGUCUAGUUGGCAACGAUUUCGAGACUGUUAUGAUGCCAUGGACACUAUUUCUGACUCACCCGAUAUUUAAAGAGAAGAGAGAGGGACCGAAGAAGAAGAAGAACGUGGUGAAGAAGUCUACUAUGUCGUCUUCAUCUCAAAUCAUGCCCUCCAAUGACUCAAUACAUGGAAUCCAGGCGUAUAAGAAUUUUGUGCCCUUCUUCAACUUUACCACGUUCCAAGCCUUCCUCCCAUUCAUUUAUAUUUUACCAACAACUUAUGUAAUGCUCACUAUACUAUUCAAAUAUCGAAAAGCGAAAGCGACACUGAAUUCCAAUGCAAUGGAUCAUAACAUCUUUGCAUUUAUCAUGUUCUACUUUUUCUUUAACACGCUAUUCUUCUUCGGCGACUACUUUCAUCUGAAUCUUCCAACCACUGGAUUCGUCACUUCUUGGUGUGCUGGAAUUGAGCCGAGUCGUGUGUUUAGUGUGCUCUUGAUUUUCGCAUAUUAUAGUAAUUUUGGUACUAUUAUCUGUCCUUUUUUAGUUUGUCUCAUGAGACUCACUAUUAUGAUGUCACCCAGACACAAUGAAAGGUACUGUCGCCUCAUCAUGUACCGCUUCGCCAUCCCCUUCCUCUUCCUGGUACCCAUCUGUCUAACCGCCUUCAACUUGUUCUCCACCGGAUACUGUAUGCAACUCGACUCCCCAUUUUCGUUUGGAUCGAUUAUCAUUUUCGAAGGAGAAAACUACGCAAAGAUGAAUAUCAUUAUCCAUUUCUCAUUCUCAUGUGUCAUGUUCUCAUCGAACAUCGGGAUGACCACAUUCAUGUUUUAUAAAUUGAGAAUGACACAAAGUAGUACGACGUCUGAGAGGACGAAACAGUUGAAGCGAAAAGCGGAAUUCUCAUUGUUUCUGGCGGUUGUUUCUAGUGUCGUUCCGUUUACUACCAAUUCAAUUUGCUCGGUAUACUUCCUCUUCGACCGCCCGUUAUGGGACUAUGUCCUUUUCCUCCGCCCGAUCGGCAACGACUACGAGACCGUUAUGAUGCCAUGGGUCCUAUUCCUAACCCACCCAAUGUUCCGAUCAAAAAAGAAGACGUCAAAUACGAGUGCGGCGUCAAAUAUGUUCGCUACAAGCAAUACUAAUAGCCAAUCGAGGAAGUCAGCGGCGGUGGUCUGCUAA